This is a messenger RNA of Vitis riparia (riverbank grape), 3221 nucleotides long. RefSeq lists its product as uncharacterized. Lineage: Eukaryota; Viridiplantae; Streptophyta; Magnoliopsida; Vitales; Vitaceae. The coding region runs from base 768 to 3023 and encodes 751 amino acids. Gene Ontology annotation, biological process: asymmetric cell division. The record is from RefSeq and is a predicted model, not a curated record. The transcript has 4 exons.
GGUGUGGUUCUUACAAGGGUCCCAACCAGCUCUGCGACAUCUUUUGGGAAAAUUUCUCCAAGAGUGGUUGCUUGGGUAGGGCUUGAUUUUUCGUGCGCGGUCCACGAAUGGGGCUAGUGGUUCUCAUACGAGGGAGUUUUGGGUGAAAAGGGUAGUUCUCGUUUAUGGGUUCUGCAAGCAGAGAUUGAUCCGUUCGCUAAUGGAGUUGCUGGUUCAUGUACGACAGAGUUUUUAGUGAAAUGGGUUCUUUACGUUGGUGGGUUUUUGAAUACUGACGCGGCUCGCAAUGGGAUGCCGUUCAGAUUUCUGACGUCUGUUCGCAAAUGUAUGUGUAAAAAUGUCGCUGCUUCUGGUAUUGAGUUCGCUUGUUGAAGUUUACAGAUUAAGGAAGGUCUCUGUUUGGGAGAAUUGAUCCUUAAGUUUCUGUCAAUUGAUGGUUCUAGUGUUGGAUUCUUUUAGAUUUUUAUUUGUUGCUCUAUCCGAGUGGUGUUGGUUCAUUGUUUUUUCUGAGUCUGAGGGUUUUCCAUUUUCCUGAAAUUGGCUGUUGCUUAGAGAAUUGGUGAGGCUUUGGUUAUCAGGUUUGGACAUUAUUUCUCAUUUUCGGAUUCCUCGAGUCUUAGUGGGUUUUCAGUUCUUGGAUUCAAGCAUUGUUUUUGUUUUCAAGUUAAUGAAAAUUAUCAUUUUGGAUACUUCGGUGGUGGGAAAUGAAACAAAAGGGAAACUUUUAGUUUUGGGAUUUGGAUGCUGUUUUUCUUGUAGUGGGGAGCAUGAAAAUGGAUAUAUGGAUUGUUGUAGCAGCUGCCUCUGCAGUAUAUUUAUCUAAGCAGUGGCAAAAAUUUUUAAGGCACAGGGAAAAUUCUUCAGAGUCAUUUUGUGGGACUUCUGAUUUUGAGAAACCCAAUCCACCAUCCACGUGGUGCCUUCCUGACAAGAAGAGCUGUCCCUUGCGCAGUUUGGCUUGGAGAAAAAAACUAGAUGAAGACAUUUCUAUAGAAAAAGAAAAUAUCUCCAAAGGGGAAGUUUCAGAAAUGACCCAGUUAGAUGGUACUCCAGCAGCAGGAGUGGCCUCUGCUAGUGGGGCUGAUGGUGAAAACCUUGUAAGUUUGGGGAAUCACAAGGAUUGCAAUGUACUUUUUAUUUCAAGUUUGGCUAAUGGAUUUUCGAGAAAUGACAACCUUCAAGAGAAUGAGGAUGGAAUUAGGAUGACUGGUGAUAUUGAUAGUUCUGGUGAUUUUGUACAUGAACCUUCAACUGUGAAUGUGGGUCCUUUUCUUGGUUUAUUGAGGAAAGGAAGAGCUCUUAGAACUAAGCGGUUGCAUGCACGUUUUGCUAGGCCUAUAAGUUCUCUGGAAAGUUGCCUUAUGGCUCAGUUAUAUAAUGAGCAUGCUGAAAUGGAAGAAUAUGUGCUUAGUUCCUUGCAAUCACCACCCGCACCAACUGUGAGGCCAUUAUUUACAUCCGACGGAAGCAGAAUUAUAAACAAGGCAAGUGGUGAUUCUCCCAGCAUGUGGAUUGGAACUGGGGAUGACAAUCUACACAAGGAGGCCUAUUUAGAAGGUAAGGAGACUGCCAUUGGUGUUCCUUCACUACCAAAGUUAAGGUCUAUGGAGCAGCCAAGGAAAAUGAAACUUAAGACAGGAAGGGGGCAGAGGCAAAGAUUUGGCAGUUCCAGUAAAAUGGUCAACAGAAAACAUUUCCAUUCACAAGGAGGAUCACCUGAUGGAAUGGUUCUUUUCUGUCUUGGGAUUUCGAUUGGCAUGAUAUUUUCUCAAAUUUCAAAUAAAAGGGAAGUAGAUGAAAUGAAAGAAUUGUUGCAGCGGACUGAGAACUUGGUUCAGGAUCUACAGGAGGAACUUGAGAUGAAGGAUUCAUUAACCGUGAAGGAGCUAGCUAAUGAGGAUUACGAAUCACAAUAUACCCAUGAUCAUGCAUUUGGUAGUGAGGCUAAUGAGGAUUAUGAGUCACAGGAUGCACAUGAGCAUGCAUGUCACAAUGGGCCAUCCAAUAGGUUUUCCUCUGAACCGUGUGAUCAGAAGGCAGAGGAAAAUUCAGAAUUAAUGAGUAAAAUUGAGGCAGAGCUUGAAGCUGAGCUUGAACGGUUGGAACUAAGCAUGAAUUCAUCUUGUUUGGAGAGAAAAUUAUCCAAUCUUGUCGAGCUUGAUCCAGACAUUGUAGCAGAUGUUGCUCAGGGCGAGCUAAAAGUUGAGAUGGUUGGCAGGCAAACUGGUGGCCAAGAUGAUUCGUACCAGGAUGUGAGCAGCACAUCCACAACUCACUCAGCAAACUAUGCAGUCUCACCGCGUGAGUUGAGCUUGCGUUUACAUGAAGUCAUUCAAUCAAGACUAGAGCAAAGAGUCAAAGAACUUGAGACAGAACUUCAAAAUAGCAAUAGGAAAUUGCAAUUCAUGGAGUCAGAGUGCUUGACUUGUUACGAGGAGUUCGCAGACAGCAUACUUGGGUCCUCUACCCAACGAACUCCAAUUGCACUCCCUGUAGAAGAGAGCAACCCUAUAGCCCAGCUAUCAGUUGUAAAUUUGCCAGAAGAUGCCUAUAAUGAGGUUGAGGACUUCAUGAAGGAAACCCAGUCAGAAUCAGAGGAUUUUCCAUCUAAGGCUUAUAGAAAUAACCAUCAAGAUGGCUUACAUCAAUUUGAUGGAAGUGUGUUAUGGGAUCAUGAAGAUCUCCUGAAGGUAAACCAGUCUGAGGAAGAGGAUCAAGAGAGCUCACAUCAAGUUGAUGGAAUUGCAGAAUGGGGCCAGAAUGGGAGGGUGGGAGAUUCCAUGGGAUACCGCCCUACAAUCAAUAAGGAGAGACAAAGGAGAACAUUUAUACCCCAGGAGGUGAGAACAUUGGAGGAGCACAUGUUGAUGGACAGGGAACUGAGUGGAGAUGAAAAUAAUGACGAAGCUGAUGAUGAGAUGAAACUACUGAUACAGCAGAUAGUGGAGAAAAACCGGCAAGGUUCUCCCAUAGUUUUGAACGUCCAAAGGGCAUUGUUUUCAGUGGAUGAAAAUGAACACUGAUUGAAUUGGUAUUGAAGAAAAUUUUGCAGAAAACGAGCGUAAAGAAAGGAAUUACUUUUCUUCAUAAUCCGCCAUUUCUUUUUUCCCAUCAAGUACUUGCGCCACCUCAAAUCUACUUGAACAUUUUCUAAUACAUCCCAAAUCAACCCGACUGUAAACAUUUGAGGCUAUAGAGUAAAGUUGUUGACUUACAGAGUA